Molecule: messenger RNA, 374 nt
Organism: Rhizophagus irregularis DAOM 181602=DAOM 197198
Lineage: Eukaryota; Fungi; Glomeromycota; Glomeromycetes; Glomerales; Glomeraceae
Source: RefSeq, a predicted model, not a curated record
CAUCCUUUUGGUCCCCUUUGACAACUACUAACACAUACAACGGAAAUGCUUUCGCUAUCUCCAGUUCACUCCAUUUCAAACUAUUCCAGUCACAUUGUCAAACUGAUCAAUCCCUGGAAACGUACUUUCGGACAAUCAUCCUCUAUAUCAUCCAAUACUAUAGUCUUGAUGAUAAACGUGAAAUUACCCACCUUACACUACCUCAUAACCUAUGAAGAUGGUUUUGAUAAUUUCGUAAGUUCCUGUUGUUGCUGCGCCACACAAGAAAGCGAAAGGUGGUGUUCGUUCUUGACCGACUGUGUGAGCUUUUAAGCAAGUUUUUAGAGUGACUUCUUGCAGUAAACUUGUCUAUAACAAAUGGGUUUCGCAGUACU